This is a messenger RNA of Effrenium voratum, 2303 nucleotides long. The record is from the annotation of a GenBank genome assembly. Lineage: Eukaryota; Dinophyceae; Suessiales; Symbiodiniaceae.
AAGGGGGUAGGGCCUGCCUAGUGAUGAGGCUGGAUGAGGCCGCGCCCCGCGUCAGGUCACCUUGGAACCAUUUCUUCAGGUCCAGCGGGGCGACGCUUUCCGGCGCAGGCCCCGGAGGUCCCGACCGCGGUAUGGGUUGGAGCUGACGUCAUCAAGGUGCUGGCAGGUCCCAGCCUGACCAGCCACAUCUACCAGCCUUCGGAGGAGAUCGGGCCAAAUCCGCUUCUGGUCGCGGAGGAGCGGAAUGCGCGGCCUGUGGACCCCUAUGGGGAGAUCCAGCCUGAGAAGCCGCCCAAGGAUGAAGCCGUGCGCGCGCACGAGUACCGCGCCAAUGCGCUUCUGCGGCAGAAGAACCCCGUCGCAACGCUUGCGGAGUUGGAGGCCGCUCUUUGUCUCUCCGAAAAGCAAGGCCUCAUUCCUCAAGACCAGAUCCGGCAGCGCUGGCAGACCCUGGCAGCCUCUGCCGUGGCCUGGUCCCUGGAUGCCAUGGCCAGCGGCGGGAGCUGGUGCGACGCGCUGCAGAUGCUGUGCACUGCGGAACUCCUGACGCGCCAAGACGUGGCGGAGACCUUCGGGGCGGAGAGCGCGGCGGCGCGGCGGUUCCUGCGGGCCCUGGGCCACGUGGGGCUGGGGAAUUACUACCUGCUGCGGGGAAAGCCCAGGGCAGCCCUGCGGUUCUUGGAGCAGGCUGCCAAUGGCCAUGCGAAGUGGGCGCAUCCUGCCGUGCUGAUGAACCUCAGUGCAACGCACCUGCUGCUGAAAGAGCCCGGGCGAGCAGUGCCGUACCUGGCAGAGGCGAUCCUCGCUCUCCGCAGCGCCGCGGGGCCCCUGUGCCCGCGCGCGUUUGAGGAGGUGGAAGCCGCUGAGAGCGCGGCCAGCGCGGCGGUGGCCACCGUCCUGGGUCAGGGCGCAGCGGCAGUGCGUGCCGGGCAGGUGCCGUCGGAUGUCGGUCGCAAACUUUCCACCAUGAGCAGUUCCCUGCGCGUGGAGCCGGGCAGCCUCCUUGGCGCCGAGGCGACCAUUGAGAGUCAGGCACAGUGCUCCCAGCUACGAGGCCUAGGGCGCUUCGGCCUGGUGCGGAAGGAGUCUGGCCAGGAUCUCCUGGAGUACGAGGUGGACUGCGCUGUGGUGCGGACGCUGCUGGUGGCAAAGGUCUUGCUGUGGCCCUGGCCGGAGUUUGGAGAGGUGCAACAGAAGGAGGCGGAGGCGCCGGGCCAGAGCCACCAAAGCCACCAGAGCCUGCAGGAAGCACUUCAAGGCAUGGCAAGACCUGGCAUUGCCAAGCACGCAGCCAAGCUUAAGAAGGCCUGGCGAGAGUGGGGCAAGGUCUGCACCCUGCCGGGUGCCGGCCUGGUGCUGCGGGAAAGCCUCUUGCUCUGCGCGUUGCACGGCGCCUGCGCCCUGGCGCAGCUCAGCUCGCAGCCGGUCUAUGGGCUUUGGGCGCUGCCGCCUCUGCGCGAGGGCCUGGUGUUGGCCAUCGUUCUCUUCGGCUCGAAGCACCCUUUGGCGCUGAAGCUGGUGAAUGCCUGCCAGCGCCUGCAGGGACGCCCAAGCCGUGAGGAUGGCCAAGGAUCUGAGCCGAUUCCAACGCUGCCGGCGCGGCAAGGCAGUGCAAGGUGCAAACCCAAGGUUUCGAAGCCCAAGCCAGAGCCGCGCCCAAAGACGGCGGCGGCUUUCAGACAGAAGCGCAGCACGGUGCCUCCCUGGAACGCGGGUCCUGGAGUCCAGCUUCCAGCAGGCUCUGACGCUGGAAAGGCUGAUGGCGUGGCCACCGGACGAGCCAGCCCGGGCCCGCAGGCCCCGCAGGCCCCGCAGGCCCCGCAGGCCCCGCAGCGGCCACGUGAGAGGCGGCCCAUCACGCCGGUGAGGCGCCUGUACUGGCAAUCUCCGGAGCAGGUCAGGCAGCUGCGGGCCAUCAAGCGGCAGGCCGUGGCGGAGCUGCGGAGGGAGAUCCACGCGGCGCGGGAGAAUGAUUUGAACGCAUCGGUGACCUCCAUAAACUCCGCGAGGAGCUUGCCAGCCCGACCUGUGAGCUGCCGAGGCCGCUUCUGCCGCAGCUUCUCGGAGACGGGCGGCUCCGCGGCUUCCACGCCCAGGGCGAAGCCGGCGCCAGGCACGCCACGAGAAGCUGUUUGGCAGAUCGCCGCGCGCUUGCGGGAGCGAAGGUGUAGACCACCUGACGUCGCCGUCCCCAGGUCCGCCAGCGUCCGCAAGGCCAGCAAUUACACCACUGGCUCAGGUGAGUGAGCUGCAAGAAGCAGCCCUCCUCUUUAGUGGGGCAGAUUGGGCGAACACCACCCACC